Molecule: messenger RNA, 3689 nt
Organism: Phoenix dactylifera (date palm)
Lineage: Eukaryota; Viridiplantae; Streptophyta; Magnoliopsida; Arecales; Arecaceae
Product: exocyst complex component EXO70A1-like
Biological process (GO): exocytosis
Cellular component (GO): exocyst
Molecular function (GO): phosphatidylinositol-4,5-bisphosphate binding
Source: RefSeq, a predicted model, not a curated record
CUUUCUCUUCGGAUCGAUAUUGAGAGAGAGAUCGAGAGAGAGGGAUAGGGGUCGACGAUAGAGAGAGAGAUUUGGGGAAUGGGGACGCCGCAGGCGAUCGAGACCCUAAGGCAGAGGGCGACCUUGCUGCGGGAGUCGCUGCAGAAGAGCCAGACCAACACCGACAGCAUGGUCGCCAUUCUCGGCUCCUUCGACCACCGCCUCUCCGCCCUCGAGGCCGCUAUGCGCCCCACCCAGGUGAGGACACAUGCCAUUCGAAUGGCACAUGAGAAUGUUGACAAGACACUGAAGGCAGCAGAGGUUAUACUGGCUCAAUUUGAUCUCUCAAGGCAGGCUGAGGCUAAGAUAUUGAGGGGACCACAUGAGGAUCUAGAAAGCUAUCUGGAGGCAAUUGACCAGUUGAGAAGCAACGUCAAGUUUUUCAGCUACAACAAAAGCUUCAAGAGCAGUGAUGGAGUGCUGAACCAUGCCAAUAAUUUGCUAUCUAAGGCCAUCUUGAAGCUGGAGGAGGAAUUUAGGCAGCUCCUUACGAACUACAGCAAGCCAAUUGAGCCUGACCGCCUAUUUGAUUGUCUUCCUAACUCUUUACGACCAUCAUCUGGAUCGACUGGAGACCAAGGUGAUGGUAGUAAGAACCCAUCAACCAGUAAUCAAGCAAAAAGCUUGGAGACUGCUGUUUACAAAACACCAACUCUCAUUCCUCCAAGGAUUGUGCCUCUGCUGCAUGACUUAGCUCAACAAUUGGUCCAAGCUGGACAUGAACAGCAGUGUGCAAAAAUUUACAGGGAAGCUCGUGCUUAUGCAUUAGAAACGAGCCUUCGGAAACUGGGGGUGGAAAAACUCAGCAAAGAUGAUGUGCAGAAGAUGCAAUGGGAAGUCUUAGAGGCCAAAAUUGGGAAUUGGAUUCACUUUAUGCGAAUAACAGUAAAACUGCUGUUUGCUGGAGAAAAAAAAAUUUGCGAUCAAAUCUUUGACGACACCAAUUUUCACAAGGAUUAUUGUUUUGCUGAACUCACAGCAAACAGUGUAUUGAUGCUUCUAAGUUUUGGGGAGGCAGUUGCUAAAAGCAAAAGGUCUCCAGAAAAAUUGUUUGUUCUUCUUGACAUGUAUGAAAUAAUGCGUGAACUUCAGCCAGAGAUUGAGACAAUUUUUGAAGGCAAAGCUUGCAUCGAGAUGCGUGAUACUACACUAAGUUUAACAAAACGCCUGGCUCAGACAGCCCAAGAAACCUUUGGUGAUUUUGAGGAAGCAGUUGAGAAGGAUGCUUCAAAAACAACUGUUCUUGAUGGAACUGUUCACCCUCUGACUAGCUAUGUAAUUAAUUAUGUAAAGUUUCUAUUUGACUAUCAAUCAACGCUGAAGCAACUUUUCCAGGAAUUUGAAACUGCAAAUGAAACUGAAUCCCAAUUGGCGAUUGUAACAAUGCGCAUUAUGCAAGCCCUUCAGAGUAAUUUAGAUGGGAAAUCAAAGCAAUACAAGGAUCCUGCUCUGACUUAUCUUUUUCUCAUGAAUAACAUCCACUAUAUGGUUAGAUCUGUACGCAGGUCGGAAGCAAAGGAUUUAUUGGGUGAUGAUUGGGUACAAAGACACCGUAGGAUUGUGCAACAAAAUGCAAAUCAGUAUAAGAGAGUUGCUUGGACAAAGAUUCUGCAGACCCUUACGGUUCAAGGUGGUUCAUCAGGUAGCAGUUCUGCCUUGGGAGGUGAUGGAGGAAACAGCAGUGGCAUCUCAAGAGCAAACAUAAAAGAGAGGUUCAAGUCUUUCAACAUGCAGUUUGAGGAACUUCAUCAAAGACAGUCUCAGUGGACUGUACCUGAUCCAGAGCUGCGUGAGUCUCUCAGACUUGCAGUUGCUGAAGUUUUAUUACCAGCAUACAGAUCUUUCAUAAAACGUUUCGCACCACUAAUUGAGAGUGGGAAGAACCCUCAGAAAUAUAUCAGAUACACCCCGGAAGAUCUCGAUAGAAUGCUGGGUGAGUUUUUUGAAGGAAAGACCUGGGGUGAACCAAAGCGUUGAGAGCUGAUACAAGCUGAAAGAGUUGCUUUGUAAGUGAAAAUAGUUCGUUUGAUUUAGUUCCGUAAUUCCACCAGCUGAUCUGGCUAAUCUCUUUUUACAGCAUUUGCCAAAUAAAUUUGUAAUGUGGAUUUAUCUGCACAAUGUUCGUAUCAAUUAUCCUGUAUUCUUUCAUCCAUUCUAGACCUGACAACAUUCUAGCAAAGAAGGUUGACAGGUAUGGAGGCUUGGAUCCGCAUGACACAGUAUUGCUAAUUCGUUCAUUAGAUUUCUGUGCAUGUUUUUUUUCUUUCUGUAGCAUAGACUUCUGAUUUGAUUUGAGCCCAUCUUAUUAGCUAUCUGCAUCCUUGAAGGAGCCAGACCUUUUCCCGCAUUAUUAAAAUCCUAAGGUGCGUUUUAAUAAGAGCGGGGUUGGCUAUUUGGCGUGAAAGACUAUCGCGGCCUUUCGCUUGCUCUCUGACUUUCAGUCGUCCAUAAAACUUGGACUUCCCCACAGAGAGUGAAUGAAUACUCCGGGUAAAUAAAUGGCUAACGAGCAGAGCAAUGAUGGUUAAAGUUAGUGACCGGGAAAAAAGUUUCACUAUUGGAAGAUUAAGACUCUAGCGAGGUCUGAAAGAAUUGGAAUAUCUUGUUUUCAAAUAUUGGUGAACCCUGGCAUGAGCCAUUACGGGUCAUGUCUUGAAUGCUAAACAGAGAUUUUGACGGACCAGUCUUAAAAUCCAAAUGAACAUCUGAAUCCUAUCCCCAACAUGAACGUCCCAAGCACUAAUUAAUUAUUUAACAUAUGCAUCCAUUAGUGGAAAGAAAGAGUAAAAUUCUCAAGAGAGAGAGAGGGGACUGGAAACUUUUUAAGUCAGUAUAUUUUGUUUCUUUUUACAUAGUUAUUUUUAGUUUAUUAUGAGAUAAGCUUGCUUCCUCUUAUGAGCCUUGACCUUAAUUGUUUCAUUGUUAUUCAUGGCUUUGGUAUCAACAGUGGGUGAAAUAUAUUAGUAGAUAAUCUAUGGUGGUCUGGUAGAUUUUCUUGCUUCACUAAGGCUAUUUUUUUUCAUUUUUUUUUUUAACCAAAACGUUGGGGUUAAGGACCCAUCUAAUAUUUCAUUGAGCAAUGAAUGAGAGAGUAAAGAGCCUGGAUGAUCCUAGAAUCAAACAGCCAUUAAGAAGAAUGUAGGGAGAGGAUUACAUUUGAAGCAAAUUGGGCCGGUACCCAAACAUCAAACACGAGCAAGGUACGUAUCAAUCUCAACCCGUGUAUCGACCUUUGCUCUCAACUCUCCGCUCAGACUCGCUUGUGCUCUUGCUUUGGGCUAGUGGCUAUUGGCAGGAGUCCAAUCUUCGCUAUCUCAGUUCCUGAAACUGAAGGUGGACGGGCAUGCAUUACCUAUGUGGCUAGGUUUUGAGGGCUGACUUUAUAGCCAUCAAGAGUGAUUUAGCAACUGUAAUUGGGUGGAUUUAGAGUUAGGCGGAGGCGGCUGAUGCACACUAACUUCUCCACUAUAUUCUGAGGAUUUUGAGGGAAUAUCUAUUCCUGGAUGCUAGGCAUGUUUAUCGGGAUACGAAUAGGGUAGUAGAUUAGGUUACCUCUUAUAUGAUGGAAUAUUGUAUACAAGUACUGUGGACUGAAUUGUCAGUUGUCCACGACAUUUUAUUUUUUGAUUUUGUUCGACGUAUUCGUACUA